Molecule: messenger RNA, 1008 nt
Organism: Odobenus rosmarus divergens (Pacific walrus)
Lineage: Eukaryota; Metazoa; Chordata; Mammalia; Carnivora; Odobenidae
Exons: 6
Coding region: 1-531 (176 amino acids)
Source: RefSeq, a predicted model, not a curated record
AUGGGAGGCGUGAGCUUCUUCCAAAGUGUACAGCCUGGAGGCGAGGGUGCGGAGAGCAGCUUCACAGUGGAGACUGCUGACAGACGCAGCCUCAGCUGGGUGAUCAAGUCCAGCAUCAACAGCCCCACGUCAUGUGGAUGCUCGGCGGGCCGCCCCUCCCACCCUCCCGCCGACGCUUCCCUCGACCCGGCCGCCACGCCCGCGCGCAGUCCCCGGCCGUCCCGAAUGCCCGGCGCGGUUGUCCGGCGCGGUCUCAAGAGCGGAGCCCCGAGGCGUGCUGGGCAUGCGCGGGCCGCCGGGCGCAUGCACGGUCCUCUGGGGAGGCGGAAGCUUGCGCCGCCCGUCCGUUCGCGGCGCCGCCUCGCAGUGGUCUGCCCUCGCCUCCAGGCGCCCAGCGCGGUCCGAGUUCUUGGAGGACUAUGGAAAGAGGAAAGAGAAGCUAGGGGCAUUUCCUUUAAACCGAUGUUGGAUUUCUUCACAGGGUUACCGUGGCCUUCGGAACUAUUGCGGAAGCAGGAGAAGAUUCUGUAACUGAGAGGCAUUCUUCAAGCUGCUGGAAAAUAUUACAGAAGGAGCACCUCCCAAAUUUUGCUUCAAUUUCUGAGAAAAGGAGCACACAGGGGAAACUUAGUGUGGAUGUGGAUCGAAGCGAACGCUGUGGGAGCGAUGAACGGGGACUUGGUGCGCGGACGCCUGGUCUGAUCUUGAGAGACCUGAGUUUAUGUUGCUGGAACUGGCGGGCCAAGGGGCCCUGAGACCAGCAGGUGCCGUCUGUAUGGAGAAGAGCGGCUGUAGUCCAUUUCCAAUGUGUUGGGCUAAAGGUAUACGUAAUUUAAAAAUCUAUUUGGUUUAAAUUUUAUUCAGAUUCAUGCAUUUGCACUAAAAAGAUGGGUAAGAGUUUUUCAGACUUUAAUUCAAAUAGAUUUACAAUUAAAUUUAAGGAAAAAUGAAAAUUGAUGUGGUAUAGGUUUGCAGCUCUUGGCAUAAAACUAACUAGGUAGCUUUUAG